Messenger RNA from Rhodamnia argentea, 2095 nucleotides. RefSeq names its product peptide-N4-(N-acetyl-beta-glucosaminyl)asparagine amidase A. Lineage: Eukaryota; Viridiplantae; Streptophyta; Magnoliopsida; Myrtales; Myrtaceae. The record is from RefSeq and is a predicted model, not a curated record. Gene Ontology annotation, cellular component: vacuole.
CCUCAACCACCAUACAUGGCUUCCUCUCCGCUCUUUCUCCUCCUCCUCCUCCUCCUCCUCCUCCUCUCUUCUCUCUCCACCGCGAACGUCCACCAGAUCAAGCUCCUCCGAUCAUCCCUCAUCUCUGAACCCGAACUUGACACCAACUCCACCGAGUCACCCACUCGCUACUUUGAAGUCACCAAGCCCAUCAAGCUCCCCAACACCAAACCUUGCUCGUACCUCAUUUUGCAGCACGACUUCGCGUACACAUAUGGCAAGCCCCCAGUUCUCGCCGACUACACCCCUCCAUCGACUUGUUAUUCGCAGAGAUUCUCAAAGAUCGUGCUCGAAUGGAGUGCCACUUGCAAAGGCAGGCAAUAUGACCGAAUUUUCGGGGUUUGGCUUGGUGGGGUUGAGCUUCUCAGGAGCUGCACUGCCGAGCCGAGAGCUACGGGAAUUUUUUGGAGUGUCAAGAAGGACAUCACUAGGUACUAUUCGUUGCUCAUGAAGAACGGUACUCUUGCCGUUUUUCUUGGCAAUGUUGUGAGUAGGACCUAUACAGGGGUUUACCAUGUCAAGAUAAAGUUUCAUUUUUACCCUGCUGAUGAUGACCAUUUGGUAGGGGAUGUGGGAAAUUCGGGGAAUUCGGUACCUGGGUAUGGCUCGAAUGCGGAUUUGAUCUUGCCCAUUUCGAGAAACUUGCCUUUGAAUGAUGGGUUGUGGUUUGAAAUCGAGAAUGCUACUGAUAUUGAGACGAAGGAGUUUAGUGUUCCCCUGAAUGUUUACAGGGCAGUGCUGGAGGUUUAUGUGUCUUUUCAUGAGGAUGAUGAGUUUUGGUAUGGGAAUCUCCCCAAUGAGUAUAUCGAGGCCAAUAAUCUUACUGGGGCGGAUGGGAAUGGUCCUUUUAGGGAGGUUCUCGUGAGUCUCGACGGUGCGGUAGUCGGUGCGGUUUGGCCUUUCACGGUGGUGUACACGGGAGGGAUCAAUCCUCUUUUAUGGAGACCCAUCACUGGCAUUGGGUCGUUUGAUCUCCCUACAUAUGACAUUGAGAUUACACCCUUUCUAGCCAAGAUAUUAGAUGGAAAGCUCCAUGAAUUUGGCUUCAGUGUCACGAACGCUUUGAAUGUGUGGUACAUUGACGCGAAUCUGCAUCUUUGGCUGGAUGAUAAGAGCACGAAAACUGCAGGGAAGCUCUUGACUUACAAUUGCAUGCCUCUAGUUGUUUCUUCGGUAUUGGAUUUUAAGGGCUUUGAUGGGAAGUUUUUGACUGGGGUCAGCCGGUCCAUAUCGUCCAGUGGAUGGGUGAAGUCAUCUUAUGGGAAAAUCAUGACCACUUGGAAGCAAGAAUUUAAUUACAGUAACGUGAUGGUCAUGGGGAAUGACGGGAACCUGCAAAUUAUUGAUCAGCUGAUCCAUUUCAAUGACAGCGUUGAUGCCAAGAGCCCGUCCUCCACCCUUGCAUCCGUCCGAGUGGACAGAAAUUUCCCGUUCUAUUUAUAUUCCAACUCUGUUGAUGAAGGACAUGACACUUCCUUAUCUGUUGCGAAUCUUACGUUUGCUUUUAAUGAGAAAAGGCUUAAGAAUUCUGGCUUCAAGCUCUCAAGUGGUUCACUGAGCAAUGUGCAGAGUGGGCAGGGUUACAUGACUGUGAAGAAUAACCUGGUAGUCAGCGGGUUAGGCAGUACUCAGCAAGUAUACAAGUAUGAUGGCACCGAUCUCUGUUACUUCAGAAAUGUGAGUAGCUCAAAUUACACAAUUCUUCAUGAUGACAUUUUCAAAAAAUGUAAGAAAGGAGCAGAGUCUCUUUAUGCAUCCAGAAUCAACAAAUGGUGGCCUUCUCACACUCGAAAGAUUUAUCUGAUCUAACCACACGGGGAUGCUUUAAAACCUCUUGUCAUCUCGGCUUUCAGCUUCUUUAUAUGCCCAAAAUAAAGACCAUUGAAAAAUCAGUAUAUAUAUUGUCAAGCACUUUUGUGGGUAUUCUUUGGAGCUCUCGUCAACAUUCCAAGCUUUUGUUUUCUUUUCCUUAAUAGAAUAACUGUAUGGAGUAGUUUCAUUUCUGUGGCCCCGGCAUUGCCGUAUAGUAUUCAGCCCGAAACCGAUUUCAAACGUC